This is a messenger RNA of Schistocerca nitens (vagrant locust), 1883 nucleotides long. RefSeq names its product mediator of RNA polymerase II transcription subunit 11 (gene MED11). The transcript is spliced from 3 exons. NCBI's taxonomy places the organism in Eukaryota, Metazoa, Arthropoda, Insecta, Orthoptera, Acrididae. Gene Ontology annotation, cellular component: mediator complex. Gene Ontology annotation, molecular function: transcription coregulator activity. Bases 130 to 564 code for a protein of 144 amino acids. Gene Ontology annotation, biological process: regulation of transcription by RNA polymerase II. The record is from RefSeq and is a predicted model, not a curated record.
AUACUGUGUUGCUGUUUUGUUAUUUAUUAUUAUUAUUACUGUAGGCGUCGGGAAGAGCGCAACUGUGAAGCGGGAUAGUAGCGGUGCAGUCCGUGCUUGAAAUAAUAGUGUCGUGCAAACAUUUGCGCAAUGACAGCACCCAUGGAGAGAAUACAAGUCUUAGACACUAUUGAAAAAGAUAUUAUAACAUGUCUUCAAAGUGCUGGGCAGGCACUUACAGAGUUGAGCAAAGAGAAAUCAAGCUUAAAACAAGCAGAAGUUCAGACAAAUCAGUUCCUGAAAACACUGAAUCAAGUAGAAGCAAAACUUACUGAACAAAUAAAUUAUCUAACCCAAGUAUCUACAGGACAGCCUCAUGAAGGAUCAGGCUAUGCCUCACAGAAGGUACUUCAAAUGGCAUGGCAUCGUUUAGAACACGCAAGAAGUAGGGUGAAUGAACUGGAGAGAAUUAAAAAUAAGCAUCUACAGGCACGUGCAGCUUUGAGGAACCAACAGCAAAUCACCCAAGUACAACCGAAUGGAUCACAACCAGUCACCAAUGCCCACGGAGGAACAUCAGCAUAAUUUUCGAAGAAGCUGUUUUCAUAUCAUUCGUCGCUGACUGUAUGAGGCUAACUGUUUCAACAUGUGUCAAAAGUCAAGUGAAAACUUUAUGCUGAAAGAAAUGUCAAUGUUGUAAGCAGGUGUUUUUUCUCAAAUUUCUGAGUGUUGCAAGGACUAAGAACAUAUUUUAAAAAUGCUAAACUAGCAACAGCAUUGUGUUUAAACAGUUAACUGAAGUAUGGUUCUUGAGGAGCAUUCUGCACUCUUUCGUGCAACUGCAGAGUAUAAAAGAUUCUCAUAUUUUUAAUGGCAUUGCAGGAAUGAAACCUAGGUGCAUUUCACGUGAGUUUCUCCUGUGGUAUAAAAAUGUUCCUUUCCAAUGUUUUUCUCAUUAUUUAUAUUUAUUGACAUAAAUACGAUGUUUUCAGUAUUUUACUGGAAGAACUGAUGAUGUAUGGAAGGCUUUAAUGAACCAGAAGUCAUGGACAUUUUUACUCAUCUGUACAUUGUAUAUAUUAUUAGUAUUGAGCAAUGAUGUUGUACAACUUGUUAAUUACAUAACAGUUUAACAGUUGUAAUUUUCAUUGACAUUCAUUCAUGUAACUCAAAUACAUACAUCAAACAAUGGAAAAUCCAGGAUGGAAUGUAACAAUAUAAUGAAGAGGAUAGCUGAGAUGCUGAGUCACAGAAAGGCACACCAAAAGGCUGUCAGGAAGUUAGCUUUCAGACAAGUUCUUUGUCAGAAAUAGACAACAUAAAUACAAGCACACACUCACACAAAGUUAAAACAAACACACACACACACACACACACACACACACACACACACACACACACCUCUGGCAGCUCGAGCUAGACUCAAAUGUGGCUCCAGCUGCCAAAGGCCUUGUUAACCAAAAGCGAACUUUCGAACAGUCUUUUUGAUGUGCCUUUCUGUGACUCAGCAAAUACACAUAUCAGCCCAAAUAUGACCUCUCCAGGUUGAUCUGGAAAAGUAACGAAACAGGUUGGAACCGAGUGUUAAGGAAAGGUGAUUCAAAAAGGAAAAACUUUAAUAACUGCCUAUGAAUCCAAAAUUUGGGGCAGAGGGAGAGAACUAACAGGAAAACAAGGUGGAGCCCAAUGAUACAGCAAAUAAAUUUAAGUAAAAUAAGCAGAAUAUGUAAAAUUCGCAAAUCAUUCAACAGUGGUGUGUCUCGAACUUUUAUUUCAACUUGAUGGACCUAAAUGACCGAUGGUGAAAUGCUCAUAAGAUGGCUUAUGUCCAAAAUGGGCAGUUUUGUGUAUUAGUAUGAUAAUUGGAAAGUAAAAGUAUCUCUUUGCUCACUAUCAAUACAGUA